Messenger RNA from Mytilus trossulus (common blue mussel), 2542 nucleotides. RefSeq names its product patched domain-containing protein 3-like. The record is from RefSeq and is a predicted model, not a curated record. NCBI's taxonomy places the organism in Eukaryota, Metazoa, Mollusca, Bivalvia, Mytilida, Mytilidae. The transcript has 4 exons. Gene Ontology annotation, molecular function: transmembrane transporter activity. The annotation marks the transcript as partial. Gene Ontology annotation, cellular component: membrane. Gene Ontology annotation, biological process: transmembrane transport.
ACAGGAAAUACUGCAAGCAAAGACAAAGAAACAGUUGAAACUUUGUUCAAAAUCAACACAAGCGCAAACUUUAAUGUACAAAGUUUGUCGGAUUUGGGUCAGUACGGAGAAGUUAUCAUAGAACUCAAGAAUGGAAAUGAUAUACUAAACAUAACAAAUUGGAAGCACAUUGAAGAACUCAACAAUUACAUUCGCAACACGACAGUCGAAGAUUCUUCUGGAAACAUUUACUUCUAUUCAGAUGUGUGUGCACGAUCAAGUAAUCAAUGUGUUGUUGACGGUAGCUUCUUGCUAGAUUCUAAAUUUACGUCAGAUAUGAAAACAGGCAAUAUCACAUAUCCCCCUUAUAACAUAACGUUAGGACAAACAGUUCUUUUAGAUCGAUUUAUUGGAAACGUAGUACUUGUAAAUGGUUUAAUCAAACAUGCAACUGCCCUUAAGUUACGAUUUAAUCUUAUAUCUGAAUCAUUUGAUUUAUCCAGAAAAUGGGAGAAAAAAUUUGUUAAAAGAAUGGCAUCAUUUCAAAAUACUGAUAUAAUGGUCAAAUAUUCCCAUUCUGGUAGUCUGAGUGCUGAAUUAAGCAAAAAUGUAACUGGUGACAUUUCCGUGUUUUCAGUUACAUUUACGCUUAUGAUCGUAUUUGCGUGUCUAGCUUUGAUGGGAACGAACUGCGUUGAUAAUCGAUAUUACCUUGGUUUAGCUGGUGUUUUGUCUACAUGCCUGGCGAUUCUGGCAUCAUUUGGUCUUGUUAGUGUUUGUGGUGUUUCGUUUGUAGACAUUGUUGGGAUAAUGCCGUUUUUGAUAUUAGGUAUAGGUGUGGACAAUAUGUUUAUUCUUUUAUCUGGCUUGGCUGAUACAAAGAGUGACGAUUCCGUCGAAGCACGUAUUGGUAAGACAAUAAGGACAAGUGGAAUUGCUAUCACCAUAACAUCAUUAACAGACAUCGUAGCGUUCUGUGCAGGUGCAGCAUCAGUCUUUCCUAGUGUCCGCAAUUUUUCUUGGUAUACAGGUUGUGCUGUUUUGUUUUGUUAUUUCAAUUACCUGACAUUCUACACCGGAAUCAUGACUAUCAAUGAAGUUCGAGUUUCAAAACAGCGCCAUUGGUUCACUUGUUGCAAAACAAAACCUCAUCAAUCACUCAAAGAGGAAGGAAAAUCGAAAACAGUUGUCUUAUUUUGUGGAGGUGCGCCACGUCAGAAGAGAGAAGAAGUUGAAGGACCUAUUGAAAAAUAUCCAAAAAUUCUAUUAAAAAAAGCUGUAAAGAGUAAACCAACAAGGAUUAUUAUCAUACUACUAUUUUUAGGCUAUUUAGGUGUUUCGGCAUGGGGUGCAUGGAAUUUUCGUGAGGAUCUUGAUCUCAGAAACUUAGUCUCUAGUGACUCUUAUCAUUAUAAAUUUUAUGACACAAACUUAAAAUUUUUCAGUCAAAGCUUCUUUGUGUCGUUCUAUGUAAAAUCUGAAAUCGAAUAUAGAUUUUCAUUAAAUGAUUUAAACACUUUAUUAAGAAAAGCUAAAGAAGAUAAAGAUAUUCAUAAUACUUUUGAGCUCUCUUGGUUAGAUUCAUAUACAAAAUCCCCAGCAUUUUUAAAUGCAUCGCAAUCGAAUUUUAUUUUGGGAUUGAAGACUUUUCUAAACACUCAUGGCAACAUAUUUGUUAACGAUGUCAUUAUUAGAAACAAUUCAAUUGUUGCAUCACGGUUCCAUGUUCUCAGCAAAAGCCUUACAACAUCAAGCGAUCAAGCUUCUCUAAUGGUACGUGUCAGAGAAAUUGCAAAGUCAUCUACUUUGCCAGUAUUUGUCUUUUCACCCAGUUUUGUUUUCUUCGAGCAAUAUGUACAAAUUGUUCCACAAACAAUUCAGACUUUGGCAAUAGCUGUUUCUGUUGUGUUUUUAGUCACCGCUAUAUUUAUGCCUUUGCCUGUCCUUAUACUUUUGGUAACGGUUUCUGUUUCGAUGAUCAUGGUAGGUGUUAUUGGCUUAAUGCAAAUUUGGGGCCUCACUUUAAGUUCUGUGACGAUGAUCCAUAUUGUCAUGUGUGUAGGAUUUUCUGUUGAUUUUAGUGCUCAUAUUUGUCAUGCGUAUGCGCAUGUUCCAGGGAAUAAUAGAGAUGCUAGAGUAAGUACAGCAUUAGAUUUGGCGGGAGGUCCUAUAUUAAAUGGAGCACUUUCUUCUGUUAUUGGUAUAGUUGUGCUGGCUUUUUCAAAAUCAUACAUUUUCUUUUCCUUUUUUAAAGUAAUGUUUAUUGUUGUGGUUGUAGGUGCUAUGCAUGCCAUUUUUCUUCUUCCAGUAUUGCUCUCUUGGAUAGGCCCUAUUUACGGAACACCAGACACAGAACCAGUAAACGACAAAAUGAAAUAUUCAGAGAAAGACGAAAAAAACCAAAACGAACUUAUGAAUUAUAAACCGAAUACCAUACCACGGAUAUCAACAGCAAGUCUACGAAGUUUAACUAAUGCUUCUUAACGAUUGUUAUACUUAUUCCAAGAACAACUACGUUUGUGGUGCCAUUCAAUGCUUAUAUAUUUUGUUGUGCUUACAAAAA